AUCAACUCAUUCACAAGCUGAGUGAACGAUAUUUCUAAGGAACUUUCAAGCUCUUUGUGGAUACUCUCUGGAAAAAUGGACCCCUGCGAAUGUGCCAAGACUGGAACUUGCAACUGUGGUGCUACCUGCAAGUGCACUAAUUGCCAGUGUACUACCUGCAAGAAGAGUUGUUGUUCUUGCUGCCCAUCUGGUUGCAGCAAGUGUGCCUCUGGCUGCGUCUGCAAAGGCAAUUCCUGUGGCUCCAGCUGCUGUCAAUGAAGAGGUCAACGUGAUGUUUUCUACAAUGUGAAUCUGUUUGUCUACUCCACGUCUGCGUUUUGCAUCGCAUGAUUGUCUUUUUUUUUUUAUUUUUUAUUACAAGAUGAUAAAUGACCUCUUUGUUCUCAAUCUUGUCUGUUUAAUGUUGCAAAAAUCGUCUAACAAAGGCUAAAGAGGGAAAACGAUGCACUGAUUUGUACUGCUGCAAAUAAGACUAUCACGAGAUGUCUUUAAAAUGAAACUAUUGUACGUUUUUCUGCCAUGUCCUUUGUCUAAAAUAAAUGGUGGUAUUUA
Molecule: messenger RNA, 552 nt
Organism: Danio rerio (zebrafish)
Lineage: Eukaryota; Metazoa; Chordata; Actinopteri; Cypriniformes; Danionidae
Source: RefSeq